AUGGAGAAGCUGCAAUUAAAGAAGAGGACGGGGCAAGCAAAGGUUGUAGGCAUUUUUCUCUGUGUAGGAGGUGCCAUGGUGAUCACAUUAUACAAGGGUUAUGCCCUUCACACCUCCACAUACUUGAAAACACCAAAAGCCAUUCUCAAGCUUUUGGGUACACCCCAUUCAUCAUCUGUUCCCUCACAAACUAAUUGGAUUUUGGGUUCAAUUCUGUGUACAGUAAGCAUUACAAGUUGGUCGGCAUGGAUAAUGUAUCAGGCAGCUGCUUUCAAAGAUUAUCCUGCAAACAUAUCGCUCACCGCAUUGAUGUGCUUCAUGGGUACAAUCCAAUGCUCUGUAAUUACAUUAUUCAUGGACAACCCCAAAGAUUGGAGAUUGGGAUGGAACUUGAGCCUCUUUGCCUACGCCUACUCUGGAGUAGCAUGCACUGCAAUAGGAAACUUGGUUCAAACUUGGUGCAUCAGAGAGAAAGGCCCCGUUUUUGCAGCGGCAUUCAAUCCUGUUAGCACGGUGGUAGUGGCCAUUCUAGAGCCCCUACUCCUUCACGUAGACACUCAUGUGGGAAGUAUAUUAGGAGCAGCUAUGGUUAUUUUUGGACUCUACUUUGUGUUGUGGGCCAAAGCAAAGGACUACAAGGUGAAAGCAAAUGAGACACUACCUGAUUGCCCAGUUAAAGAAAAUAACACCAAUGUCAAGAUUAGAGUUGAAAACAAGGCAGAAGAAAAUAAUGCUAAAGGCAUGGUUCAACCAUAG
This is a messenger RNA of Amborella trichopoda, 756 nucleotides long. RefSeq names its product WAT1-related protein At5g07050. Lineage: Eukaryota; Viridiplantae; Streptophyta; Magnoliopsida; Amborellales; Amborellaceae. Gene Ontology annotation, molecular function: transmembrane transporter activity. The record is from RefSeq and is a predicted model, not a curated record. Gene Ontology annotation, cellular component: membrane.